AGGGGAAAGUUUGCUGUCGUUAAGAAAUGUAUUAACAAUGAAACAAAGGAGGUUGUAGCAGCUAAGUUUAUAAAGAAGAGAAGAAAAGGAAAGAGUGCAAGGGAAGAGAUUUUACGAGAAGUUGUUAUGUUAGAAAUGGCCAUGUCACAUCCCCGACUGGUAGAUUUAUUAGAAGUAUAUGAAACUCCUUCAGAGCUCAUAUUGAUAACAGAAUAUUGUGAAGGAGGAGAGUUGUUCCAUGAAUGUGUUAUAGAAGAAUCAUUUCAAGAACAAGAUGUGGUGAAGUUAGUCAUCCAGAUUCUAGAGGGUUUGGUGUUUUUACAUGAACAGAAAAUAGUCCAUCUUGACUUGAAGCCCCAGAAUAUUCUGUUAACGAAGCCAUUUCCCCAUGGUAAUAUAAAGAUCUGUGAUUUAGGUUUUGCUUGUUUAGUUCAUAAAGGUGAAGACAUAAGAGAUAUAAUAGGCACAGCUGAUUAUGUUGCACCAGAAGUGUUAGAUUAUGAACCACUAGACAUUCAAACUGAUAUGUGGAGUAUGGGAGUAUUAACCUAUGUCAUGUUAACAGCUUUCUCUCCGUUUGCUGGUGAUAACCAACAAGAAACAUUCUGUAAUAUCUCAACAGUUAAACUCGAUUUUCCAGAAGAACUAUUUGACGAUAAAUCAGAGCAUUGUAAAGAUUUCAUCUCAAAACUUCUAGUUAAAAAUUCAAGGAAAAGAUUAACAGCUCGUCAGUGCCUUGAACACCCAUGGUUAAAAUCUUACGUUAUUCAA
Messenger RNA from Lottia gigantea (owl limpet), 771 nucleotides. RefSeq lists its product as hypothetical. NCBI's taxonomy places the organism in Eukaryota, Metazoa, Mollusca, Gastropoda, Lottiidae. The annotation marks the transcript as partial. The transcript has 6 exons. Gene Ontology annotation, biological process: protein phosphorylation; positive regulation of apoptotic process; intracellular signal transduction. The record is from RefSeq and is a predicted model, not a curated record. Gene Ontology annotation, molecular function: ATP binding; protein serine/threonine kinase activity. Gene Ontology annotation, cellular component: nucleus.